ACAGGAAGAUGGAGGAAAAUCAUAACAUUAGCCUUUGUUGAGUUUAAGUUUCUGCAACAGCUUUUCGUCUUAUUUCGAAAAAUGUGACUCAAUUAUCAGUAAAGAAAAUACUAUACAAAGCAGCAAUGGGUAAACUGAAAUGUUUUGAGAUAAUUUUAGCUGGCAGUAAAUCAGUUUACCAUCCCGGGGAGCGAGUCCAAGGCAGCGUCAUAGUUGAGCUGAAGGGCGAUAUGAAAAUGCGUUCACUUCGAAUUUUUAUGAAAGGUGUUGCUAAAGUACAUUGGACUGAAUCAAGAAGUACAGGGAGUCGUCUUGGAUCUUACACUGAACACUAUAAUGCAGAGGUCGAAUAUUUCUUCAAAAGACAAGUAUUGUUUGGAGGAGAAGUGGCAGAUGGACGGGAUACUUUAACAGAUGGACAUCAUGAACUGACAUUUGCUUUUGAUUUACCAAUGGGUGGUAUUUCUACAAGCUUUGAGGGAAAACAUGGCAGCAUACGAUACUGGUUGAAAGCAGAGAUGGAUAAACCUUGGUCUUUCAAUCAUAAAACCAAAAAAGCCUUCACUGUUAUAAGUCCUAUAGAUAUUAAUCGUCCAGAAUAUCAGGUUCAAGUAGAAAGUAGUGUAGAAAAAACUCUUUGCUGUUGGCUUUGCACAUCAGGUCCAAUCUCUAUCACCUCCAGAACAGACAGACGAGGAUACUGUCCAGGUGAAUCCAUAGCUAUAUCUGCAGAAUUUGACAAUCACUCAUCUCGUACAGUUAUACCAUAUGCCACUCUCUAUCAAUCUCAAACAUUUUUUGCCAGCGGGAAAUCACGGAUCAGACGAACUAAGUUUACUGUUCUAACAGGUCUUCCUGUUGCCCCAGGCACUAGAGGCUCAUGGGACUCUCAGCUGUUAAAGAUACCUGCUGUCACCCCCUCCAUCAUCAAUUGUUGUGUCAUGAAAGUAGACUAUUAUGUCAAGGUUGCUCUUCAUAUAAAUGGUGCCUAUAAUUUAACCAUGCAUUUGCCUGUGGUGAUUGGCACUGUGCCUUUCAGACAAGCUCCAAGCUAUAGAUAUACAGACUCACGAUACUAUAGAGAAACACAAGCCCAAUUUGCUUCCAUGAGUCUUCUGCCUGUACCACCACCUUACAGAGAAAUGAUAACCCCCCCUCCACCAUUUGAUGACCCACCAACUUAUGCAGAAAGUAUAGGCGGUGCUGUAAAUAUUGAUGAUGAAGAGGAUGACAAUGAACCUCCAGGCUCCAACAUGGGAGAUCUGACCUACACACCAAUGUAUCGUUAUGUUUACAACUACAGACCACCACCAGCAUAUCAUGAGAGUGAUGUCACACAACUGACUCUAUCAACCUGCAGUGAUGAAGAUUCUUGACCAGAGUAGCUGUAUGUCUACAACAGCCUUCAGCUCUAUUCCCAUCCCAUCACUUAGGAGACAUCUUCAACCAAGUGUAAAGAGUGCAAGUGAGUCUGAACCCAGCUCUAAUCAGUAUUAUUAGAUCCAAUUGAAGAAUUCCAAUGUGGCAUCAAAUUUCACUGUUGAAUCUCUUGAGUUUUUCUUUUUUAAUGAGCAGCAAUUUUUUUCAUUUCUUUUAUCCCUGCCUCACUUAAGAGCCAUUUUUUUAGCAUUUUAGGGCAUAACUCAUUCAAAAACAGGGUGGUGCUCUACAAAGUUAAAAAAAAAAAGAAUACACUAAUGGAACCUAUCAAAAUCCUAAAUCAAAGCAUAAAAGAACACAUUUACUAUGAUAUAAGAGUUAAUAUGUAUUAAAUGUGUAACAGUGCUUUAUAAGACUAAAGAGUAUUCAAACUAAAAUCUGGAAAAAAAAAGGUUUCAAAUGCUUUCUUCUGUGCAAUAGUGUGAAUAUGUAUAAUACAAAAAUCGUAUGGAUUAUUUAUUGAAAUAAUUUAUGGAAGAAGUGGUUCUUACAAAGUAUGGUCUUAUUUUUUUUAUAAGCUCAUACAGCUAAAAUGCUACAUAUCCUGUGUUAAGACUUUAAUAAAAAAAAGUUUUUUGAUGUACACGUGUUUUACUCAACUUACAAAUAAAUGUGGUCAGUACCUCAAAUGUGGUGUAGCCAAACUUUUAAUUCAAACAUUUAUGAGUUGUUUGCAUUGUGAUAAUUUUAUUAGCUAUGACAGUCAUUUGUUUGUGUCCUCACACGGAGGUGUGGACUCAUGUGAUUGUGUC
This is a messenger RNA of Physella acuta, 2192 nucleotides long. RefSeq names its product arrestin domain-containing protein 3. Gene Ontology annotation, biological process: protein transport. Lineage: Eukaryota; Metazoa; Mollusca; Gastropoda; Physidae. The record is from RefSeq and is a predicted model, not a curated record. Gene Ontology annotation, cellular component: cytoplasm.